Messenger RNA from Naegleria lovaniensis, 1041 nucleotides. RefSeq lists its product as uncharacterized. Gene Ontology annotation, molecular function: glycine transmembrane transporter activity. The coding region runs from base 1 to 1041 and encodes 346 amino acids. The record is from RefSeq and is a predicted model, not a curated record. The transcript is spliced from 2 exons. Gene Ontology annotation, biological process: glycine import into mitochondrion. NCBI's taxonomy places the organism in Eukaryota, Heterolobosea, Eutetramitea, Acrasida, Naegleriidae. Gene Ontology annotation, cellular component: mitochondrion.
AUGCAGCAAACAGAACCAGCCGAAACCAUCAUUCCUUCAUCAAAAUCCACAACCAAGAAGGGAAUGAUUUCUAUGGAAUCAGCUCUUAAAUUUCUUUCGGGAGGAGUAGCUGGUACGUUCAGUACCAUUCUCACACAACCGAUGGAUGUUAUCAAAACAAAUAUGAUAUUGAAGGCUGGAGCUUUUAAAUCAUCAAGUCCGAUCAUGAUAGAACAAAGACCUACCAUGAUGAGUACUGCUAAAAUGAUAUAUAAAGAACAGGGAAUAAGAGGUCUAUACAGAGGAAGCAUUCCAACUUUUUUGAGAGUCGCUCCCGGAGCCUUGCUAUAUUAUAACAUGCUAAGCUAUUUGAAGGAGAUGACAAUAUCAGCAAAACAAAUUACUUCAAUGAUACAUACUUCAGUAGAUCGUGAGAAAAUGUUAAAUAGUACAAGGUUAUCUGCUUUUGAAAGUUUCUGCAUUGCUGCAUUCAGUAGAGGACUCACUGGAGUGAUAUUAUGCCCCAUCACUGUUGUAAAAACUCGAUUGGAAUAUACUGCUAACAGCUCAGGAGUGUGGGAUACCUUUACAUCGAUUGCAAAGAAUGAAGGAAUUGCUGGAUUUUUCUCUGGUCUUAUUGCCACUCUAGUACGAGAUAUUCCAAAUGCAGGAUUGAACUAUCUGUUCUACAAUCAGACACGAUACGCAUUGACGAAUACAUUCUUUAAGGGAAAAGAGCAAGAGAUGGAAACAAGCCCUAUGAUAACAAUGCCUAGUGGCGCAGUAGGUGGAGUUCUGUCUUCCCUUAUUACUCAUCCAUUCGAUAUGAUUAGAACUCGUCUUCAAAUUGAUUCUUCCUCAAAAAAGGUGUACAGAGGCAUUACUGAUGCAUUUCGAACCAUCAUUAGAGAUGAAGGAUUUAGAACAUUGUUUAGAGGAGUAACUCCAAGAAUUAUGAAGAGAGCCUUUGCUUCAGCCAUCAGUUGGACUCUUCUUGAAAUUCUGUACAGAGCAGCUGGUGCUCCUAGUGUUCCAUUCAACGUUUCCUCGUCUUCAUCAUGA